Messenger RNA from Prorocentrum cordatum, 315 nucleotides. Lineage: Eukaryota; Dinophyceae; Prorocentrales; Prorocentraceae. The record is from the annotation of a GenBank genome assembly.
AUGGCGGCUGCGGGGGCUCACCCGCGGGUGGCGGCUGGGCCGCAGGAGUGGGACUUCGUUCUCGUGGAGUACACGGGGCUCCCCAGCGUGCCGCACGAACGCCUUAUCAUCCUGAUUCCAGAUGGCGGGGACCAGGUGUGCACGCUGACCCCGGAUGACGACAGUUACGAGGAGGAUCUCUGCGCGGUCGCGGAGGUGCAGCGUUGGCUGCCCAGGGCCGCGGGCCGCAUGGGCGCGUACUCGACGGCGGCCGCGGGCGUGUGCGUGCACGGUUUCAGGGGCGUUCCCGCGCCGAUGCGUUCGCGCAAGUGCUGA